This is a messenger RNA of Oncorhynchus gorbuscha (pink salmon), 2486 nucleotides long. Its product is annotated as oocyte zinc finger protein XlCOF22-like. The coding region runs from base 254 to 1867 and encodes 537 amino acids. Gene Ontology annotation, cellular component: nucleus. The record is from RefSeq and is a predicted model, not a curated record. Lineage: Eukaryota; Metazoa; Chordata; Actinopteri; Salmoniformes; Salmonidae. Gene Ontology annotation, molecular function: DNA-binding transcription factor activity, RNA polymerase II-specific; RNA polymerase II cis-regulatory region sequence-specific DNA binding. Gene Ontology annotation, biological process: central nervous system development; regulation of transcription by RNA polymerase II. The transcript is spliced from 5 exons.
UAGUGACGACAGACUGUGUUGGACGCGUCUUUAACAACACCAUCUCUGUAGCUUGCUAGCCAACAUGAAAUACAAACAUUGAAGCUCUGUAGGCCAUUUUUGUGGAGCAACACGAAUCUCGGUGAUUUAAACACAGUUUUUUUAACGUAUCUACUAGUUCAAUUAAACGUGAUUUGCUUGCUAAAUUUGCACAUGUGUUACCGAGCCCAGUAUUAGGCUAGUCGCUAAUGCUAAGUAGCUAACAUCCCUGACCAUGAGCUCACUAAGCUACUCUCCUCCUGCUAAUGAAGAGGAGAUCUGCUGGACGGAGAAAGCAGCUAUGGGGAUGAACAUUGUCGUUAAAGAAGAAGAAGAGGAGGAUAUUACAGUGAUAGGAACGGAAGAAGCUUGUCGAAUUAAAACAGAGGAAGAGGAGGAAGGGAUAGAGGUUGUCACGGUGGAAGAAGAGGUAGAAGCUUUCAGAAUAAAAAAGGAGAUGGCUUCCUCUAUCACAUUGAAAGAAGAAGAGCCUUUUGGAGUGAAGGAGGAGUCAAUAACAUUGAAAGAAGAGAAGAAAGAAGAAGAGAAACCUUUUGUGGAGAAAGAGGAGGAGACAGAAGAUCCAGUUAACACUGAUCCCAAAACGAGGCAAUAUGCAGUUUCCUGGCCCUCCCAGGGCUCUACAGUGACGGAGGACAUCAGAAAGACACAGGAAGAAUCUAAUGUGACACCCGUGAGUCCCAGACAGUUUGGUGGUGAUGACGAUGCUAUUCACUGCGACAAAGAAUGUGACCUGAAAGACAAGGAUUGGUUUCCUAGCAACAGGCUGAAGGCGGAGUCGGCUCCAGAGAGCCACACCCCAGAGCAGAGGGGGAGUUGUCAGGAGGUCCAGAGAAUGAGAGGAAUCAAGGACAUGUCUUUCCCUCUCCCAGAGUCCCCAGGUCGUGCCUCUCCCACUGUUGCCUUACUGUGGGGUCUGAAGAGGGUGUCAGUGCGGCUGGUCGACUGCAGGAAAACACCGGGUCUGAGUGGAACUGUGAGAGGAGAAGAAGAGGGAGAUUCAGAUUCAACAGGUGAAAGACCAGACUCAGAGGAACCAGAGCCAGAGACAUCCAAACCAGUAAGACGACACCACUGCUCCCAGUGUGGAAAGAGUUUUACCCGGUUAGGGUCCUUGAAAAGACAUGAAGGAAUACACGCAGGAGAGGAGACUUACCACUGCUCCCAGUGUGGAAAGAGUUUUACCAGGUUAUUUAGCCUGAAACGACAUGAGAUGAUACACACAGGAGAAAAGCCUUUCCACUGCUCCCAGUGUGGAAAGAGUUUUACCAGGUUAUGGCACCUGCAAAUGGAUGAGAGAAGGCACAGAGGAGAGAAGCCUUUCCGCUGCUCCGAUUGUGGAAAGAGUUUUACCCAAUUAGGGAGCCUGAAAGAACAUGAGAGAAUGCACACAGGAGAAAAGCCCUUCCACUGCUCCCUUUGCGGAAAGCGUUUUACCCAUUUAGGAAGCCUGAAAGGACAUGAGAGCAUGCACAGAGGAGAAAAGCCCUUCCACUGCUCACAUUGUGGAAAGCGUUUUACCCGGUUGGGGCACCUGAAAGCACAUGAGAGAAUUCACACAGGAGAAAAGCCCUUCCACUGCUCCCUGUGUGGGAAGAGUUUUAAUCAGUUAGGGGGCCUGACAAAACAUAAGAUAUUACACAAAGGAGAGAAGAAUUUCCACUGCUCUCUGUGUGGAAAGAGUUUUAUCCAGUUAUGGGGCCUGAAAACACACGAGUGGACACACAUAAAAGAGAAGCCUCACCCCUGUUCCCAGUGUGGAAAGAGUUUCUCACAGUCAAGAUACCUGAAAAAACAUGAGCUGACACACUCCGCGGAGAAGCCUUGAAAGAAUCCACAUUGCAGAGAAAUAUAUAUUGGAAAGAUAUUUACCUAGUUAGGGAACCUGAAAGACCACGAGGUAACAGACACAUGGGGAAACACCUUACCACUGCUCUCAGUGUGGAAAGAGAGAUGUAACUCAUUAAUUAACUGAUGUAUUUAACACACACAGUGCUCCAACACUUGUCUCAUUUCAUUUUUCACUGACUGUUUAUUUGUUUAUAUCACACGAAAUCAAAUUGUACAAAGUGAACUCAAUGUUGUUUUUUAACAUGAAUUGGACAUAGUGAGUAUAUCUGUUUCAGUAUAGAGUAGGUCAGUUAUAAUGCUUUUUAAUUCAAUUAUAUAUAUGCCAUUUAGCAGACGCUUUUAUCCAAAGCGACUUACAGUCAUGUGUGCAUACAUUCUACGUAUGGGUGGUCCCGGGGAUCGAACCCACUACCCUGGCGUUACAAGCGCCAUGCUCUACCAACUGAGCUACACAGGACCACAAAGAACUCUGUCUUUGUGUAUUUUCUCUGUGUGUUAAUCAAGUGCUGUCUAUUUACAUGUGAUAUAUUUCCUCUUGUGUUUGCAUUGUGUAUGUGUGUGUGAAAAAAUAAACAAAUGUACAGACUGAGAAAAAC